Penicillium coprophilum is the source of this 762-nucleotide messenger RNA. RefSeq lists its product as uncharacterized. The coding region runs from base 1 to 762 and encodes 253 amino acids. Lineage: Eukaryota; Fungi; Ascomycota; Eurotiomycetes; Eurotiales; Aspergillaceae. The record is from RefSeq and is a predicted model, not a curated record. The transcript has a single exon.
AUGGCCACCGUCACUAAGCCCUUGAUCUUAAUCACUGGUGCAAACCAAGGCUUGGGAUUCGCAACUGCCCAACAGCUGGCCAGCACUGGCAAAUACAAUCUUCUUAUCGGCGCCCGGUCCCAGGAAAAAGCUGAAGGAGCAAUCAAGCAGCUCCAAGAGUUUAGCACUGACAGCUCUUUGACGCCUAUUGUCAUCGAUCUCGAUCAAGACCAAUCUAUCACGGCCGCAGCCAAGCUCGUCGAAGAGCGUUUUGGAUCACUAGAUAUUCUCAUCAACAACGCCGGUAUCAACAGAUCGUCCGACCCAAACGCUACCCUACGCGAGACCUAUCGAGCUGUGUUUGAAACAAAUGUAUUCGGCGUAGCAGUGAUGACUGCUACUUUCUUACCACUACUCCGCGCUUCGAAGUACCAUGACCGGCGUAUUGUCAAUGUGACGAGCGGCCUAGGUCAGAUUGGUAUGGCAUACUCGCCUACUUCGGAGUAUAGUGCUAAGAUAUGGGAGCUGCCCGUCUACCGCAGCAGCAAGUCUGCGAUAAAUAUGAUCAAUGCUGUUGAUGCUGUUAGUCUCGAAAAAGAAAAUAUUCUAUCUGUUUUAGCCGCUCCGGGUUACUGCCGGACCAACUUCGGGGGUGGGAAUGGCGUCAAAUCGGCGGAGGAGGGGGCUCGCCCUAUUGUGAGGGCUGCCACUGAGGGCACGGCGAAGGAGCUGUUUGGAAAGCUUGUGGAUGAUGAGAAUACGCUGGUUGAAUUUGGAUGGUAG